UUACCUGUCCUAAAUGAAUCGCAUACAAACUCAUAUACAGGUCCUAGACUAUAUAUAAUUUUUCACAAAUAAUUGUGGGUAUAUUAGGGACAAAAUAUUUUGUGAAACAUGGCGUUUUCGCCAUAAUUAAUAAAGCGAGAGGCAAAACAAGUAAACAAGGUAAUUGGUAGCCUGCGAACAGGGUAAUUGGCGUAGAUUGCAUCACUCGCCAUCGAAACAAAAUAACAACCCAAAUAAAACAAGCGAAUAACUUCAAACGAGAAAUCUAUUAAAACAAACAUAAUUAGAGGAAACUAUGGAAUCUGAUGAAAGAUGCAGCAGACCUCAAUAAGAACAAAGCAACACCUAAUAAGAUAACAACGAUUUGAUCAGCUCAAGAUAUUCAACUCCCAUCUCUCUCCCAAAUAGCCAGUACUGUUAUCGACGACACUGCACAUCACCAGCCUAAUUUCGAUGCUUUACGUAAUAUUUUUGUGGACACUCAACUUCGCAAGGACCACCAACUUACAAUUCCGCCAAUGACUGCGUCUUGGAAUACACAUGGAUGAUAACGCAAUUUAGAGUAAACACAUCUCUGCCGUUAUUCAACACCAAACUAGAACAAGUUAAACGAGCUAAACCCUACAUAACACCUGAAUUUUUACUUGUCUUCUACAACAGUUUGGCCAAGUCAACACUCAAAUAUUGUUGCAGUGCGUGGGGUAACUGUUCUGCGGAUGCACUUAGUGAAUUAACCUCCGCCCAAGAAAAUGCUGCAAGAAUUCUCGUAAACGCGGACUACGCUACUCCAUCCUUAAUUAACUUUAUUCCAGCACCUUCAAAUGAUAACCGUCACCGCAUCGUUCUUCUCAUCCGCCACCGCAUACUUCUACAAACCUUCAACUGUUUCCACGAAAUUAGCCCAUGCACCUUGCCCCAGCACGCGCCUAGAAAACCCGACCCACCACCACUCUACAAGGAUAGUAGAAAACAACAACCUGUUUCUUCCCAAAGCCAGGACCAACGCAGGAAAUCGCAGAUUUUCGUUCCUGGCUCCUUAUUUCCAGAUCUGGAAAAGAAAUUUACAACAACACGUGGGUUUAGAUCGUUCUGAAAAGCACAUUUUAAGAAGUUGAACAAACUAUCUAAGAUAACUAAACUGAACACAAAAAGAUUAUUCUAAAAUAAAAACGUCAAUUCUAUACUAAUAGUAGAAAUUGUUGAAAGUUAUAGAUUGUAAAUGUUGUAUGAUUGUGAUGUAUCGUGUAUGUUGUGUGUCUGUGACGUACAUGUGGCUGUAUAUUUUACGUAUUUAAAGUAUGUUAAUUGCAUGAGUAUCGUCUAGAGUAUCGUAAUCACGUAAUGUAAUAUAUUUCUAGAAUUUAGGAGGACCAGAUUGGAAACAAGCUGUACUGUAGCUUUAUAGCUUUGUAGCUUAUCUUUUGUUUAAUGGAAAAGCCUUUACCUUAAACAAGACUAACAAAACUUACAUAGUUGAGUGGAAUUUUCAAGCUGUCAGCGUUGUAUUAUGUGAUAUAACAAAGCCAGGAGAACUUUUCC
Messenger RNA from Paramuricea clavata, 1539 nucleotides. The record is from the annotation of a GenBank genome assembly. NCBI's taxonomy places the organism in Eukaryota, Metazoa, Cnidaria, Anthozoa, Malacalcyonacea, Plexauridae.